AUGAGUAAAACUCAAGUAACAUUAAUUGAAUUGUUUAGUAAAAAUGGAGUUUCAGUAACAGACCGUGGUUCAUCUUCAGUAGAACCAGAACGUGUAGAACCAGAACGUGGUUUGUCUUCAUCUUCAUUACAAACAGAAUGUGGUUUAUCAUCAUCAGUAGAACCAGAACGUGGUUUGUCUUCAUCUUCAUUAGAAACAGAAUGUGGUUUAUCGUCAUCUUCAGUAGAACUAGAACGUGGUUUAGAUUCAUAUCAAAAUAAUAUUACCGUAAUACAACGAACAUUACUAGAUGAUUCAGAAUGUGAAAUCAUUGGUAAAGGUAAAAAUCAUAAAUCAAUAAAUUUGUUAAUUGAUCAUAAUUGUAUUUCUGUCAUUGCUGAAGGUACUGAAAAACAACGUAUAACAUCUGCUAGCUCCAAGCAUCGUACCAAAUAUCUAUCUCAAUGGGAAAAGAAAGUCGAAGCACAAUUUAAAACUUUCAUUUUUGACGAUUUUGGUGGUAAACAUGAAUCAUUUAUGUGCUGAUAUAUCGAUAAUUUUGAACCUAAAACAGCUUAUUAUGGUUUAAUUGAUCUCGAAGGUGAUGGUACAGCAAGUAAUAUUGUUAAAUCACUUAGUUCUCUAUGGCAAAAGGAUGAUAUACAUGUUUCAAAAACUUGCUGGUUGGCGACAGACAAUGCUAGCACGUUCACCGGAGUACAUGAAGGUGUUGUAGCUAAAAUACGUCGUGAAUUUGCUUGUGAUUGGUUGGAACUGAAUCCAUGUGCUGCACAUACAUUUUCUUUAGUAGGUUCUCAAUCACUAUUGGCUUAUCUACAAGAAACAACAAGUGAUGUUAUAUUGUCUGCUGCUGAACGUGAAUCAGCAAAAAAUUUAUUAAAAUCUAUUCUGAACGAUGAAUUCUUAUUUAAUUUACAUUUUCAUUAUGAUCUUCAUGAAACUGUUCUAGCUCCAUUAACGAAGAUGAUGCAGAAUGAUAAGAUUUCUUAUUUUUCUUUGAUGGAAAUGAUCAAAGAAAAAAGAAAAAUUUUAGAAAAUUGGACAUAUUAUCAUUCAACAUCAACACUCAGUCCUGCAUUAUCAGAAUAUAUUCUAUUGACAACUGAAGCAUUAUAUGGAAGUUUUAAAAUAAAUUUAGGUGAUCGUAAAAAAUUUUUGAAUGAUUGUCUGGAACAUAUUCAUCGACUUCUACGAGAAUUAGAUCGACGAUUUACUCCAUCUAAAGUUCAAGAAAGUUUAUCUAUAUUAUUUGAUCCACAAUAUUUACUAACGAACAAGAAAAAUAUUGGUUGUCUUAAUUAUGGUCGAGCUGAACUUGAUUUUCUUCGUCAAAAAUACAAAAAAUUUCCUGGUUUUGAUUCAAAUAUUGUUCGUAAUGAAUGGGAGUCUUUCAAACAGUCUUUAAGUGAUUUCACUACAACAAAUAGUGAUUUUCUACGUCAAUAUAAUAAUAUUUUGUUCUUGAUGAAUAUCUAUUUAAUUUCGCCAACUAAUUCUGCUGAAUGUGAGAGAGGUUUUUCUGCUAUUAAUCGUAUUCAAGCAACAGGAAGAUCACGUUUAAAGAUUUCAACAUUAGAUAUUUUAAUGACUGUAAGAAUGUUGUUAAAAGAUGACUUAAGAAGUCCGAGAUGUCAACAAGUUGUUAAUAAAGCUUUUGAAUCUUGGAAUGACAAUGAUUACAAUCGUCGUUAUCAUCAAAUGCAACUAUUACUCGACGUACCAGAUGACUAUACACCAGUAAAUCAAGUUCGUUCAGUUUCCAAGCGAAGUCGGGAUCGUCUUCAAUCAGAAUUCGUGAACAAGAAACAGAAAACAAAAUCAAAACAUAUAAAAUGUGCUAAUGGUUGUAAACGAGAAGUUUCUGAAACUGAUCCAAGUCAAAAUGAAGCUAUACAGUGUUGUCAUCAAAAUGAACAAUUUCGAUGGAUUGAUUCCGAAGAGAACUGCUCAAGAUGGUUAUGCAAUUAUUGUAGAAUCAAACUUGGUAUAAAUAUUGAUUCAAUAUGGUUCUGUGAUGAUCAUGUAGAUAUGCAUCAUGAAGAAGAUGAAGAUCAAAGUUUUGAUUGA
This is a messenger RNA of Rotaria sp. Silwood1, 2067 nucleotides long. Lineage: Eukaryota; Metazoa; Rotifera; Eurotatoria; Philodinida; Philodinidae. The record is from the annotation of a GenBank genome assembly.